Molecule: messenger RNA, 891 nt
Organism: Penicillium antarcticum
Lineage: Eukaryota; Fungi; Ascomycota; Eurotiomycetes; Eurotiales; Aspergillaceae
Exons: 1
Coding region: 1-891 (296 amino acids)
Source: RefSeq, a predicted model, not a curated record
AUGCUCGGAUACAAGUGUCUAUACUCCAAAAAUCCCCGCUCCUUCCUCUUCUCCGUCGUCGCCAAUGUCGGCCCUCGUGGCUCCAGCCGGUCCCUAGCCGUGGCCUACCGCCAGGGCAACGACAGGGACAACUCAGCGUUAUCUCUGGCACGCGUGGAGCAUGUCGUGGCAGACACCCUGGCACGAAUCGAAAUCCUCUCGGACCCCGCGAGCCGCGCGGGGCUUGAGGCGGAGAGGGCGCUCGCGGAGGACUGGUAUCGUCGGUCUCAGGGGGGCAAUAAGAUCGAGAGUAGUGAGCGGCCUAGUAUUCCAGAUUCACCGCAGCCCCCUUUCGUCGUGCCUGAUGGCUCCCAGCGGUCGGAGAAGCCGCAAAUACUGCCCGAGCUGCCGUGGUAUGAUAACGCGCCUAGCGAGUUCCCCUUUACAACGGCGUGCCUUUUGCUAGGGUUGCUGCGCGAGGAUGGCAAUGCCAAUGCCACUAAUAGCAACAGCACGCGCCCUGGCGACGUCCAGCUCCAACCGCUAUCCACUGUGUUCCGUGGCGACUGCACCGAGUAUGGCCUUGUCGUUCUCGAUAUCUCCGACCUCGACAGCGGCGUCAAGUACGGCAUUGUUGGCUUCCCCGUGCGUUAUAUGGCCGAGGUUUCCUACCACAGUGAGGAGGGUGGCUGGGAUCCCGUUGAAGACCCCCCGCCUAAGAAGGAGCCUGACAUUGUACUCAUCAGCCCGCGGCCUCGACUGCCGUUGUCUAUUCUUCAGUGGCUACGCAAGUACUUCUACUAUCUGAACCUAGACGCGGGACCUAGCGUCCUGAGACUGGAGGAUAGGCCGCUUGUUGAUGCUGUAGCCUUGGACUGUACGUCUGUUUCCACGCCAUCUGUCCACCUAUAA